AAUCAAUUUGCUAUCAAAGCAAAUGUGACCCCAAGUCUUCCUAGACCAUAUAUGCAUGCAGCAACCAACAGCCAAAGGCAGCUGUUUCUUCUCUCCUUCCUUAUGAUACUUAUCCUGAUCAACCAUAAAUCGUACGUUAUAACGAGUUGAAAUAUUAUUAAUGACUCAGUGUGUACCGAGUUGGGACGUACAAGAUAAUAGUUCCAACGGCAGCCGCCUGAAAGUCGCUUUUUCCAAUUCCAUGCCUUCCAAUCUCGACGUUCCAACACUAGAUUAUGAAGUGGCCGAAUUAACAUGGAAAAACGGCCAAUUAGCCAUGCAUGGCUUAGGUCCUCCACGCCUGGUGUACAAAUCCCAGGCGUGGGACAAGCCACGCGCCGCCGAGACGCUGGAGGCAAUAGUCGACCAAGCCACCCUCCAACCCCAGCACAAAUCACCCACGGACCUCUUCGUGGACGACCUAGUCCCAUGGCUAGACUACCACACGUCCGCUGUGGCAUCCGGUACUGUCAACGCGUCCGCCACUACAACAAUGGACGCGUUGGUACCAAACUCUGCCACACAACCCCAGGCGCUGAUAUCCAUGGGGACAAAUGGAGGGAGAACAGGAGGUUGCUCCACGCGCGUGGGGUCGUGUAGCAUGAGUGGUGCCGCGGCGGCACCACAUGAGUGGAGCAGUUGUAGAGACCAGAGUGUGAGUGGUAGUGAGACUUUUGGAAUGGAGAGUAGCCGACAGUUGACCGUUGACACUCGUGAGAGGGAAUUGGGUGUGAAAGGGCUUACGUCAACUUCCAUGGGGUCGCCGGAUGAUACUGUUUCCGGUAAACGAUCGUUUAAAUCGAUGUCUCCUGAUGAACAUGACUCCGUUUGUCAUAGUAGACCUCAGAAGAAUGAAUCGGAAGAAAAGAAGAAAGCAAAACUAGGGAAAUCUUCUUCAGUUACAACUAAAAGAAGUAGAGCAGCUGCAAUUCAUAAUCAGUCUGAACGGAGGCGAAGAGACAAGAUCAAUGAGAAAAUGAAGACAUUACAAAAGCUUGUUCCAAAUGCUAAUAAGACGGAUAAAGCAUCAAUGCUCGAUGAAGUGAUCGAAUACCUAAAACAAUUACAAGCACAAAUCCACAUGAUGGGUAGAAUGAACAUGUCACCUAUGAUGAUGCCAUUAGCCAUGCAACAACUUCAAAUGGCCAUGAUGAACCCAAUGGGAAUGGGCAUGGGGAUGGGAAUGGGAAUGCCAGGAGUCAUGGACUUGAACGCCAUCAGCGGUAGCCACCCGAACAUCCCUGGAAUGCCGCCAGUCUUCCACCCUUCCACCCUCAUGCAACCGAUGAUGGCUUCAUGGGAUAUGCACACCAAUGGAGAUCGAGUUCAAAACCAUAAUGAUCCAAUGGCUGCCCUACUUGCAAACCAAUCACAGCCAAUGACAAUGGAGAAUUAUAGUAGAAUGGCUGCUUUGUUUCAGCAUAUGCAGAAUCAACCGUGCUACUCAUCUGGUCUCAAGAAUUAAAACUAUUAACUUAUUUUAUUUUAUCAUUUAAAAUUAAAUAUGUUAUUUGUUUUAAAUAUUUAGUUAACUAUAGGUUUAUAAUUUAAAGGUAAUGUAUAUUUUAAUUCAGAUUUAUAGUUCUGAAUUUGAUUUA
Helianthus annuus (common sunflower) is the source of this 1637-nucleotide messenger RNA. Its product is annotated as transcription factor UNE10. Bases 161 to 1504 code for a protein of 447 amino acids. The record is from RefSeq and is a predicted model, not a curated record. Gene Ontology annotation, cellular component: nucleus. Gene Ontology annotation, molecular function: protein dimerization activity. Lineage: Eukaryota; Viridiplantae; Streptophyta; Magnoliopsida; Asterales; Asteraceae. The transcript is spliced from 6 exons.